CGCACGGUAAUACUAAUUCACAUUAAGGUUAGGAAGUUCGGUCCGCCUGUGCGCACAUUUCGAAGCGAGUAAACUGAAGUGAAGUGAGCUUAUUGUUUCACAUCAAAUAUAAAUUCGGAAGCAUUCGUUUAACUGUCUUGUUAAUAAUUCGCACUACAAGUUUUAUUCACAAUGUUCCGUUUGCCAGUUUCGCUUGCUCGUACCUCCAUCAGCCGCCAGUUGGCCAUGCGCGGCUAUGCUAAGGACGUGAGAUUCGGUCCUGAGGUGCGCGCCAUGAUGCUCCAGGGCGUCGAUGUGCUGGCUGAUGCCGUGGCGGUGACCAUGGGACCCAAGGGUCGCAAUGUGAUCAUCGAGCAGUCCUGGGGCUCGCCCAAGAUCACCAAGGAUGGUGUGACUGUGGCUAAGGCCAUUGAACUGAAGGACAAGUUUCAGAACAUUGGUGCCAAGCUGGUUCAGGAUGUGGCCAACAACACCAACGAGGAGGCUGGUGAUGGCACCACCACUGCCACCGUUCUGGCCCGCGCCAUUGCCAAGGAGGGCUUCGAGAAGAUUUCGAAGGGCGCCAACCCCGUUGAGAUUCGUCGUGGUGUUAUGCUGGCCGUUGAAACCGUCAAGGACAACCUUAAGACCAUGUCGCGCACGGUGAAGACCCCCGAGGAGAUCGCUCAGGUAGCCACCAUCUCAGCCAACGGAGACCAGGCCAUCGGCAGUCUCAUCAGUGAGGCCAUGAAGAAGGUGGGACGCGAUGGCGUCAUCACCGUCAAGGAUGGCAAGACCCUGAACGAUGAGCUGGAGGUGAUUGAGGGCAUGAAGUUCGAUCGCGGCUACAUUUCUCCCUACUUCAUCAACUCCUCCAAGGGCGCCAAGGUGGAGUUCCAGGAUGCUCUGCUCCUGCUGUCCGAGAAGAAGAUUUCCUCGGUCCAGAGCAUCAUUCCCGCUUUGGAGCUGGCCAACUCACAGCGCAAGCCCCUGGUCAUUAUUGCUGAGGAUAUCGAUGGCGAGGCCCUAAGCACCCUGGUGGUGAACCGCCUCAAGAUCGGCCUGCAGGUGGCUGCUGUAAAGGCUCCUGGAUUCGGUGACAACCGCAAGAGCACCCUCACCGAUAUGGCUAUCGCCUCUGGCGGUAUUGUGUUCGGCGAUGAUGCUGAUCUCGUCAAGCUGGAGGAUGUUAAGGUCAGCGACCUGGGCCAAGUGGGCGAAGUUGUGAUUACCAAGGACGACACUCUGCUGCUGAAGGGCAAGGGCAAGAAGGAUGCUGUGGAGCGUCGCGUUGAACAACUCAAGGAUCAGAUCGAAGAGACCACCUCUGAGUACGAAAAGGAGAAGCUGCAGGAGCGUCUGGCCCGCCUGGCCUCCGGUGUUGCCCUACUGCGCGUUGGAGGUUCCAGCGAGGUCGAGGUCAACGAGAAGAAGGAUCGCGUUCAUGAUGCUCUGAAUGCCACCCGUGCUGCUGUUGAAGAGGGAAUCGUUCCCGGAGGUGGCACCGCUCUGCUACGUUGCAUUGAAAAGCUCGACUCUGUUAAGACCACCAACGAGGAUCAGAACCUCGGCGUUGAGAUUGUCCGUCGUGCCCUGCGCAUGCCUUGCCUGACGAUUGCCAAGAAUGCUGGCGUUGAUGGUGCCAUGGUUGUGGCUAAGGUGGAGACACAGUCCGGUGACUACGGCUACGAUGCUCUGAAGGGCGAGUACGGCAACCUGAUCGAAAAGGGAAUCAUCGAUCCCACCAAGGUGGUGCGCACUGCCAUCACGGACGCUUCCGGUGUCGCUUCUCUGCUGACUACCGCCGAGGCUGUGGUCACUGAGAUCCCUAAGGAGGAGGGUGCUCCUGGCAUUCCCGGCAUGGGUGGAAUGGGCGGUAUGGGAGGCAUGGGCGGCAUGGGUGGUAUGAUGUAAGCCGCCUGAUGUGUGAGAGUGAGAGAGAUGAAGCCAGCGUACAUGUUUAAGUCAUGAUGUGAAGCGAUGUCGUAGAAUGGCCAGCGAACGCAUGUCAUGAUCAGUCACACCAGUCGACGCGAGACCCACCAAUAUCUCUUACAUCGGUGCAUCCAGCAAUCCAUCCACAUACUACCCCUCUUUUGACUACACACGCAUUAUAAUCCUUGAUGUAACCUUAUUUUGCUUCGCAUUUAUCCUUUGGCAAAAGCAGAAACAUCAAUCAAUCAACUAUCAUACAACCCAGCUGGAUGUGAGCUCGCCGAGGCUCCUGCGUUUGCUCUGCCACACCCCAUCGCUUACAUUGUGUUCUCCGUUUUUUUAACUAUUCCUUAACUCUAUUUUUUUACAUGUUAUAUAUGUAAAGAUACCGUUAGUUGUAAAAUAUAAAAUAAAAAACAGAAGUUAAAUUGAGGAAAAA
This is a messenger RNA of Drosophila eugracilis, 2353 nucleotides long. RefSeq names its product heat shock protein 60A (gene Hsp60A). Gene Ontology annotation, biological process: apoptotic mitochondrial changes; protein refolding; protein import into mitochondrial intermembrane space. Bases 172 to 1893 code for a protein of 573 amino acids. Gene Ontology annotation, cellular component: mitochondrial matrix; mitochondrial inner membrane. Lineage: Eukaryota; Metazoa; Arthropoda; Insecta; Diptera; Drosophilidae. Gene Ontology annotation, molecular function: protein-folding chaperone binding; ATP-dependent protein folding chaperone; ATP binding. The record is from RefSeq and is a predicted model, not a curated record. The transcript is spliced from 3 exons.